CUUAGCUGAAAACACAGAUGUUACGUUCUCUAGUGCGUCUGCUCUUUUUGCACUUAAAACAAAACCACAGCGUGGAAGGGCCUCACUAUUUACACGUUUACCGUCACACAUUAGUCACCAUUCAUGAACAUGGCGACGUGCGUGCCCUUCCAAACGCAGUUAUCCUCAAUAAUGGAGGUCCUGGUGAAGGCAGCAGUGGCAGAGAUCUCCAAACUAGUCGAUGACAAAUGUGCGUUUCUGCAUCUGGACAUAAACAGAAAGCAAAGCGAGAUCGAGAUGCUCAAGAGGAAACUGUUGACGAUGGAGAACAAAAAUGCGCAGCUGCAGCGCGGCUUUGAAAACUACAUGGACAGAGGAACCGAUGUAGGAACCAACUGUCCACAUUCCACAGGGAAUAUUAAGUUUCCAGAGAUUGAAGACGCAGCGGUUUCUUUUACAAUUAAAGAAGAGAGUCCAGAUGAACCGCUAUGGAUCAGCGAGGCUACUGGACCCAUUGGUGGUUCUGUGCAGUACCCUCAUCCAGCUAAUGCUCCAGGAAGCCAGCACGUUGAGGAGGACUGUCAGUUAGCUCACCCAGAGGUCGUGAGGCUAAAAACCGCAGAGUUUGGUGACAUGUACAACUCUGGUCAACAUACAGGAGAAGUUAGUGGUCUUCAUUUCACCAUCAAGACUGAGAAAGAGGAGAACCGGUCCGGGUUCAGUCAGGAUGGAUGCCAGCACAACGCGGGGAAGCAACUUGCUGCCGAGUUUUCCAUGGAAGAAAGAGAGAAUCAACUGUGGUCGUCCAUAAUCGAAGGUAACGACAUUGACACUGGUUUUCCUGACUUUUCUAGUAUGGUGGAGGAAUACUCCACCGCGUUCCCAGAGCAUUCAGACAAUAACGUGGCCUCUAGUACUAACAAGUCCACUAGUGUCCCGCAGUCGUCCUCUCAGAGGACGUGCAACGGGAUCUACGGCAGCGAGUUUCAGAAGGACGCUCCACAGUCGUCCAGUUUUCAGAGCCGACCUCAGGGUGACCUUUCACAGCAGGACAGGCCGAAGGAGCAAAUGUUCCCACAGAGAAACAUGUCGCAGGUUGCACACCUGAGGCAGCCUGAUGAGCACCAGGAGAGGGACAACACGGCUGGGGACAGACCGGUCGUAACUCAAUCACACAAUACUUUCACACCAGGCAGCUUCCACACUCACCCUCCUCACAAACCUUUUCACGGCACGGCGCGCGGCUACGUUUGCCUGCAGUGCGGAAAGACGUUCGGCCGCCUGCAUCAGUUCAAGCUGCACCAGCAGAGCCACAAGAGGAAGCGGUCGUUCUGGUGCACGGUGUGCGGGAAGAGCUUCCAGUGCUCCUCCCACCUCAGCAUACACCACCGCACGCACACGGGCGAGAAGCCGUACGGCUGCGGUCAGUGCGGGAAGAGGUUCACGCAGCAGAGCAGCCUGAGGGUUCACCAGCGCACGCACAGCGGCGAGCGUCCGUACAGCUGCGCGCAGUGCGGCAAAACCUUCAUCCUGAUGCACCAUUUGAAACGUCACAGAAUCAUUCACACCUACAGCUGAGCGCGGCGUCGCUCAGGUGAAAGGACACCAAUGACCGUUGAAAUGAAAAUUGGAAAACAACCAAUGAACAGCGACUUUCUUUGAUCCGUGACCGUGUGACGUUGCUCACUGACUUUCAAUUUUAAUGCAUAUUUUACUAUGCAAAGUCCAUCUGGAUGGAUUUUAAUAUUUAAUCUUUUUUUUUGUUUUUUUAAGAAUAUGAAACUUAAAUAACCCUUUAAAUCAAGUUCACACUUGUCUGCAUUUUUUAAGAGUGGGGAUAAGAAACUCAAAUUUGUUAUUUUUCCCUUAAAACUUAGUGAAUCAAUGCAGAAAAAUCAAUAAUCAGACAUUUUUAAAAAAGCACCUCAGCUGUUUUUCCUCUAUCUUUCACUCACACUGAUGUGAUGGUAAAGUCUUGUACCUAAAUGCACGUGUGUGUGUGUGUGUACGUGCACAAGUCUACAUUUCAUCAUCCGCCCAGACUGUAUGUAUCGGCUGUGCAUGUUAACUGAAGCACGACACUUUACAAUCCAGUCUUGUUUUGGUCAAAAAAGACGAUUAAGGCGAUUUUUAAAAGCGAGUUUGACCCUGACUUUCAAAAGAAUGAGCAGAGAGCUAUAAAUAAUGUUUAAAUGAAUGAACUGAGGACUCAGCUGAUCGCUGCAGUGUGGUUUCCUCUGUGCUCCAUUUCAUAAGGAAGGAAUUUUGUUGUUCUCAUUCACUCAUCUCCUCCCGCUUUCUUCUCCACGUGAGGGUCACCCUAACCCUAAUCCUAACCACAAAUCUGCAUGUUUUUGGACAAGGGAAGCGUAGAAAUCCCACGCACACAUGCAAACUCUGUGCAGAAAUAGGCUCUCGUUCUGACCGCGUCACGAACCCAGGUCUUCUUGCUGCAAAGGCAAGAGUGCUCACAUCGAAACAAAGAGCCCUAUUACUGCUAGACUGAGUUUAAUUCUGCCUCAAUUCAUAUCAAAUAUGUACCAAAUAUGUUAAAGAACGUAACAUAAUCUCAUCUGUAAUCCAGCCUACAGAUUCCCGCCCCUAGUGUUUUUUUAAGAUCAUGCUUCCAAACCUAAAUAAUCAAAGUGUACAAUGUGGACUCAUGACUUUCCUGCAGACACAGGCCACAGUUUGUUGAAUCUUCUAAUGUGGAAAUGAGCAUUAUUUCAUAUCCGCGUUGAAACUACAAGCACAGGAUGCUCCUCGUCAUCAUCAUAGUUCCUCUUUACAGUCAGAUUAUUUUAAAGUACCUCUCAGGUUUUUUGGUUUCAUGUCAAUAUUGUUGCCUGUCUUAAGUUUAAUUUUCUAUUUAAAUUCUACCCCAAAGUCCUUUUGCUCUUUGUAAUGAUUUAUAUUAAAAAAUGUUAAAACCAGAUAAUGAAUUUAUUAUUAUUAUU
Messenger RNA from Solea solea (common sole), 2936 nucleotides. Its product is annotated as zinc finger protein 510-like. Gene Ontology annotation, molecular function: DNA-binding transcription factor activity, RNA polymerase II-specific; RNA polymerase II cis-regulatory region sequence-specific DNA binding. The record is from RefSeq and is a predicted model, not a curated record. The transcript is spliced from 4 exons. NCBI's taxonomy places the organism in Eukaryota, Metazoa, Chordata, Actinopteri, Pleuronectiformes, Soleidae. Gene Ontology annotation, biological process: regulation of transcription by RNA polymerase II. The coding region runs from base 124 to 1557 and encodes 477 amino acids.